UUCUGCUCGUCCCGGGGCAGCGGCGUCUGCUCCUGAACCCUCUGUCUGCCUUCUCUGAAAGCUCUUCCUGCCCUGUUACAGCCAAGGAUGCCAACUUUGGACUCUCUGUACACCCUGUCAAAGACACUAAAACCAUCCUUGAAUCAUCCCUCUGCGUUCCUCCUAUCACCUCUGUUACAGCCUUUAAACUCUCUGAGCUCUAUCUCUUGGCUCCACCAUGCACUCUGUCUGCUUCACCUUAGUAUCUUCCACUACACGGGCCUGGCCCUCCAUCCCUUCCCUGUUCCACCUCCAUUUCACCAUACUCCUGGACUUUUUUUUACUUUUUUUUACUUUUUUUUUUUUUGUGGAGUGCCUGGAAUCCUCUCCUUAAGGGGAGCUCUGUGUUUAUCCCUGGACUUUAUUAUACUUCCUCUUUCCUGUUCUCUCUGCCAUAUCUCACUGUUAUAUAAACCUUAUUAGUCAAACCUGCACUUAUAGUUACAAUGGGAACUGCUGCUGUUACAUGUGUGUCCAUCAGAUGUCACUGUCAAAUAAAGCAUGUGUGAAGCAUUAGUUUCACUUCCCGCUUUAUUAAUCACUCACUCACUGUGGCAGAUACAGAGGAAGUGGGCAUCUCUGUCACAUUCAGCACUUUAUGUUAAACAUGUAACCAGGAAAGAAACACUCAAAACUCAUCUGAACACACAUCGAGAGCUUCAGAAGAACUGAAUCUACUGACAACAGAGAAGAUCAUUUAAUAAGAGAGAAGAAUGAAGAUCAUCUUGACUUUCACUCUGCUGAUGAUUCCUGGUGUUGUGAGCACUACAGGAUAUUCAGGGUCUGAAGUCAACAUCAAAUGCAAAUAUAAUAAAGGAGAUACAGCAAAUGCAAAGUAUUUUUGUAGAGGAAAGAAGCCGGAUAAACCAAAGACUGAGUGGUGCUCUGAACUCAUCAGGACUAAUAAGAAAAAUAAAUGGGUUGAUGAUGGAAGAUUCUCUCUGUAUGACGACACAAGAUCAGCAGUCUUCACUGUGACCAUCAGAGAUCUGACUGAACUGGAUUCUGGGACAUACCAGUGUGGAGUUGAUAGAACUAAAGGAAAAGAUUCCAACACUGAAGUGAAUCUGAAUGUUAUAAGAGUGACAGACUAUCACAGAACAACAUCAUCAUCAUCAUUGUCAUCAGUUGAAUCUCCAGCGAUCACAUCUGUGUCUCCUGUAACAGGCUCUUCUCUGGUGGUCAGUGUGUCUGUGGUUCUGCUUCUGAUCAUCACUGGACUCGUGUUCAUGAUCUGGACUGUCUGCAGGAGGCGUCGGUCGAACAACGCUGAUUCCUCCUCUAAAAGAUCUCAUGCGACUCCAGCAAACAAUGAAGCGGUUUCUCACACUGGUUGUGAUUAUGAGGAGAUUAAAGACACUCACAAACAAUUACCCACAAGCCCCUCUGAUUCCUCUGCUACAGUUGAGAAAGCCACUGGAGACUCUCAGCGCUGCAUCACAUCUGCUGAGGAUCUGAAUUACGCAGUGGUGAAUUUCCGCACAAAAUCAGACUGUCCUGACAGUGUCAGUAUCAGGAAUAAUCAGGAUUACUGUGAAUACGCUGCUGUCAAUCAUCUCACAACAGCAGAGAAUGUUAUAAACUGAUGCAUUUAAAGAUACGGACUGAUUCAUGUAGAUCUAAUCUGAGGUAAAAAUGUUUUAAUUUUCUGAGGUAAAGGUGAAAUGUGUAUUGUUUUUUAAGUGCAUCAUUAAAUAGAAUCACAAAAUAAUGACUGUUUUCA
Molecule: messenger RNA, 1762 nt
Organism: Ctenopharyngodon idella (grass carp)
Lineage: Eukaryota; Metazoa; Chordata; Actinopteri; Cypriniformes; Xenocyprididae
Product: CMRF35-like molecule 5
Exons: 6
Coding region: 753-1625 (290 amino acids)
Source: RefSeq, a predicted model, not a curated record